AUGGUCAUUGCUUUGCAUCAUUGGACAGGAAGAGAAAGGCCCGGGGAAGCAAGGGAUGAGCACUUCCUUUCCCUUUUUCUCCCCCAGUUUACUACGAUCAGUGGUGGGAUUGGUGGUGCUCUGUUUAUCAACCAUGUGCCCAUAUUGCCACGACAAAUGAUUGCCGGUCUCUGGCAUUUCCCACGGCACCAGAACAGCCAGCUCGGGCCAACGUUCUGGCUGCUGGCACGGAAGGUAUACGAAGGUAGUAUGCGAAUCUGCAACAUCACAGCUAUCUGUCCUACCCUGCCAAAAAAGGCCGCGGUGAUAAUCCUGCAUGCCACCAACGCAAUGCCACAUGGUUUUGAAAGAAUGGGAUCCAAACUCCUGCCCGCCAGUUUGAGCGAAAAAAAGGUUCCAGAACCUCGAUACCAAGGGAAGGUCAUCCGAAGAGUGCGCGCGUUCUUACUUUUUCCGCUGCAGCGUAUCAGGAGAAUACCCAAGUUACUCAAAUCGGUGCUGGCAAACUCAACUGCUAAUUCCACCGAUUGUAUCCCUGGGUGCGUACCUUGUCAGCGUCACACUUUGCCUUCAUCAUUUCCUGAAGGCGAGCUUUCGUUAAAGAUGAUCGCGGGCGGCUAG
Messenger RNA from Aspergillus niger, 621 nucleotides. RefSeq lists its product as hypothetical. The coding region runs from base 1 to 621 and encodes 206 amino acids. NCBI's taxonomy places the organism in Eukaryota, Fungi, Ascomycota, Eurotiomycetes, Eurotiales, Aspergillaceae. The record is from RefSeq and is a predicted model, not a curated record. The transcript has 3 exons.